This is a messenger RNA of Patiria miniata (bat star), 783 nucleotides long. Its product is annotated as centriolin-like. Bases 1 to 504 code for a protein of 167 amino acids. NCBI's taxonomy places the organism in Eukaryota, Metazoa, Echinodermata, Asteroidea, Valvatida, Asterinidae. The transcript is spliced from 3 exons. The record is from RefSeq and is a predicted model, not a curated record.
AUGAAGGAAACCAGGGUAAUCCUGAAUGAUCUAAAUAACCAGAAGCGUGACUUGCUGGCCUCCAUUGAGGACCAACACUCCAUCUUAGCCCGGUAUCACCUGGACACUGAGAAGGAAGAACGAACCUUACAAGAUGUUCGAGCAAGCAUUGAUAAGAGCCGGACUGACCUGAAGCACACCUUAGAGAUGAUUCAGCUAGAGAAGACUGAGCUGGAGGCAUUGAGGCUACAGCAUGAGAGCAAGAUGGGUGACUUGGAAAAGACACAGCUAGCUGCCUUGCAGGAAAAGGCUGAGUUGGAAACGCUGCAAGUAUCUUGCAAGGAGAAGCACGCUCAGGUGGAACGAAUCCAAAAGCAGCUUAAUCUACAACGACCUGAAAAGGAGCGACUAACUACUGAACUUUCAGCCAUGGAAGCUAGAGCAGUUGUACUGCAUAGAGAGGAAGAGGGAUUAGAGGAAAAGUGUAGAGAGUGGGAUAGCAAAGUUGUUCAGCUUGCAAAGUAGGUGAUAUUUAAAAAAUGUUUACCAUGACUUAUUGAUAUAUCAAAAGAGUAGCUUGUCAGAAUUUCAAAUUUCAGAAUGGUUGACGGAAAGACCUGUUCCUACACUGGACGUUGGGCUAUUCCACUGAAAUUACAAACCACUAUUAAAAGAGCAACAGUGUCCCCACUUUGGACAUUUUGACAAGUGCAAAAGGUGUAUACACUUGUAAUAUGAGAGCUACCUUGUGGGGUACUCGCCAGAGUUGCUGACUCGAGUCAUGUGACUUGGACUCGAGUCGGA